GUGUAAGUUAAAUGUGUGUGUGUGUGUGUGUCUAAGUGUGUGAGUGUAAGUUAAGUGUGUGUGAUGAUGGCGGAGCGUGUGGAGAGCCCCCAGGUGCUGCUGGAGAUGCUGGACAUGCUGUGCACUCUGCAGGGGUGUGUGUCGUACGCAGACGUGUGUGUGUGUCUGAGCGGGCGCUUCGCCCUGCCGGCGCUGUGUGAGCUGCGUUCGCUGCUCUACUCCACGGCCUGCCGUGACCCCUGCUUCCCCGCCACGCUCUUCCGCGGCCGCCUCCACCCCGCCGCCACCUCCAGCCUGUCGGCCGCCGCAGACGUCGUCUCCCUCUUCAACCUCAUCACCAUCACACGCCCCCCCUUCUACACCCUCCCCCUGCCCUCCGACAGCCAAUCUCUGGCCUUCACGCCCAGCUCAUUUGGUUAUGCAGGCUCUGAUUGGCCGGCCGGUGUGACCGCCGCGACAGAAGGCGGGGCCGCGUUGACAGAGAGUAAAUAUGAGGCAGGGUCUGAGGCAGGGUCUGAGGCAGCGGUCAGUCCGAGCGCACGCGCACACACACACACAUUCCCACACACACUCGCGUCGAGCAUGCAGGAUGUGCAGAGCGACUCUCUGCAAGCAAGCUCGAUGGUGAUGGAGCCCGCCGUGACCAAUGAGAGCGCAGGGUUGGACCGCGUCACGGCGAAGAGGAAAGUCUUUAAAGCGGACUUCCAUAACGUGCCGCCCCUGGACGCCGCCGACAGCAGCCAUCAGCAGGGCUCCCGGGAGAGUGUGGACGAACCAGUGAGAGUGAGGGGGAGAGACAUCCUCUUCCUCUCCCUGAAGAACCCCUACCCCGAUCCCAACGCACGCACGCCCUCCCCACACACACACACACACACGCACUCACACACACACGUGUACUCGGAGGUGCGCAGGGUGAAACACGAGAGUGUGGACGGUGUGGAUGGCUCCUCCUACUUUGGGCAUUCCGCCCGUGAUUGGCCACCCGCAGGACAGACACUCCCCCUCAAGAGCCACAGUCUGGAGGACAGCACCAGAGAACGUUCUCCCGGAGAACCGGAGCUGAGGGAUUACGAGGUUGUUGAUGCGGGGAUAGGACAAGCAGGAACUGCCCACGGACAUUCUGGACCAAUAGGAUCUAGUUUGGGUGGUUCUGGUCCAAUCGGAUCUGUCCAAGGAGAUUCUGGAUUAACUGGAUCUGGUCUAAGUGUUUCCACACCGACCGAAUCCGGCGUCGGAGGUUCUGCACCAAUCGGAUAUAGGCUAGGUGGGUCUGGACCAAUCGGAAUGCAGACCUCUGGUUUUGAGGAGGUCCGGGCCGCUCUCAAGCGCCUCAGUGGACGGAGCCUGGACAUAGUCUCUCAGGAUUGGUCGCCCGAGGCGGACGGAGUGUCGAGCGUUGCCACGCAGACGGACGUGGCGUCUCGGCUGCGCAGCCUCAAGCAGCUCUCCAUCGACAACCCCGACAUCGCCGAGGACGACAUCAGCGCCAUAUUCCGUUUCCUUGACGACAUCAGCAUGUGCGGCUCAGUGGGGGCCCUGGUGCCAGAGGGGGGAGGGGCCGAGGCCAACGGGGGGGGCCCGAGCUCCCCGGACAGGCGGGGGCGGCUCGUGAAGCUGAAGAGGCUUUUUCAUUCGCUGGAGGCGCCGGAGGAGGCGGGGUUUGGGGCGGGGUUAGGGGCGGGGCUGGGGCGGCUCCUGCUGCGCGUGUCGGAGGUGGAGAAGCGUCUGGAGCCCCUGAGUGACCUCACGGACGUGCUCACACACAUCCUGGCCGCGCUGCAGCGUCUGGAGGUGCAGACCAACACGCUCACCUGCUCACACUCGCACAAACACACCCUCAUGGAGGUGCAGCCAAUCAAGAGCAACCCCGCGCUCACGGAGGGAUGCAGUACCGGCACGGCGACCGCCAUGGCAACCGCCAUGGCAACCACCACCGCGGCGAAGCGAAAAGGCAUGGUCACGCGCCGGGACAUGACAGAGAGCAACAGCAGCUGGAGCGUGAGCUACAGCAAGGAGCAGCACACACACACCACACAGAAUGAUGAGCAGGCCUCUUCUAUGGCUGUGUCUGAGAGCUGCUUUGCGGACUCUGGAGGCCAUGUUAGAAAAGGACUGGGCAAUCGUGUAGGUCUCUGUAGGAUAUAG
Messenger RNA from Clupea harengus (Atlantic herring), 2145 nucleotides. RefSeq names its product major intrinsically disordered Notch2-binding receptor 1 (gene minar1l). The coding region runs from base 64 to 2145 and encodes 693 amino acids. The record is from RefSeq and is a predicted model, not a curated record. Gene Ontology annotation, cellular component: plasma membrane. The transcript has 2 exons. Gene Ontology annotation, biological process: negative regulation of TOR signaling; negative regulation of cell population proliferation. Lineage: Eukaryota; Metazoa; Chordata; Actinopteri; Clupeiformes; Clupeidae.